Molecule: messenger RNA, 35355 nt
Organism: Coregonus sp. 'balchen'
Lineage: Eukaryota; Metazoa; Chordata; Actinopteri; Salmoniformes; Salmonidae
Source: the annotation of a GenBank genome assembly
AUGAACAUUCCUUACCCAGCCUCUGUGACCCUCCAAGCAUCCAGUGUGUGUGUGUGUGUACGCAUGCUCGAGGGCAUGUGAAUGAGCUUCUUUUGGAAGACAUCACAAGAUGGAUGAUUAUUGUUCCUCAUUCACUCUGCUCUCACCAACUGAUAUUUCAGUUUUUUUAUUAAUACCCCUGGGGUGGGUUUCUUCCCUAUUUUUUUUUUUUUUUUUUUUUUUUUUUUUUUCUGUGUGUGUGUCCUGCUAAUGGAACAAUGCUUCUAAGUCAGCUUGUAGUUCAUGUGACAACAGACCCCAGGACAGGUGGCCUACAGCAGUGGUUACCAAACGGCUUUCUGCUCCCUGGGGUGGGUGGGGGGCUGUCCGGCUUGCUGCUCCCUGGGGGGGGGGGGCUGUCCGGCUUUCUGCUUUCUGCUCCCUGGGUGGGGGGGGGGCUGUCCGGGGCUUUCUGCUCCCUGGGUGGGGGGGGGGGGGGCUGUCCGGCUUUCUGCUCCCUGGGGGGGGGGGGGGGGGGGCUGUCCGGCUUUCUGCUUUCUGCUCCCUGGGUGGGGGGGGGGGCUGUCCGGCUUUCUGCUCCCUGGGUGGGGGUGGGGGGGGGGGGGGGCUGUCCGGCUUUCUGCUCCCUGGGUGGGGGGGCUGUCCGGCUUUCUGCUCCCUGGGGGGGGGGGGGGGGGGGGGCUGUCCGGCUUUCUGCUCCCUGGGGGGGCUGUCCGGCUUUCAACUUACUCUUGAAAGUUGCAAUAGGUGCCAUUUCUAAAUUGGGUAGUGCAUCAACAGUUCCUCUUGUCAUGUCAGUCAUUGCAUACCUUAGAGAGACAUAACAGAAAUGUCCAGAUCGACUAGCCUAUGUCAGCUAACGUUUUUAGCUAGGUUUUUUUAGCCCAUAGAUUUUGUUGUAAUGUUUGUCACUCAAAUAUCACAUGAAUAUACAUGGCAAGAUGUAUAAAUUGCAAGAAAUAAAGUUUUAAACCUGACAGAAUGUUAUUUCCACCAACGAGGGGGUGUGAACAGUUUGUCAUGAACAGUGCUUGUGCCCAUAGUAAUAGACGUGGCACGCGGGACGUUCCCCAAUGGUAACUAAAGAAGAAGAAACUAGAGGUGUCAUGGCGGACUGAACACAGCGAUGCAGAAUGCCUCAAGAUAAAAACGUAGCGUUCAAUACCUGUAAGUUUGACUAAAUAUUAGCACUUCACUCCACAUACUCGUGGGUAAUAACCUUUUUAAAUCUGGGUAAUAACCUUUUUAAAUCUGGAUAACAACACAAAAUGUAUUAGAAGGCUAGAGAAAUGUGGGUGCAAAAUAUUGUGGCCCUGGUGGCACAAAAAUAAUCAAUGGUCUGACUGCAAAGAGAUUCUUGGGAAAAUGGUCACAACGGGGGACCAGCUUGUGUGUGUUUCAGGGUAGAGGGGGGUAUCUGAGCUCCAUCAGAUAGGACUUGACAUUGGUUAAUCAAAUCUCCCCAUUCUUGCUCAAUUUUGCAUGCCUUCUCAAACAGCUACAGCCGUACAGUGAGGAGAAAAUAGUAUUUGAUCCCCUGCUGAUUUUGUACGUUUGCCCACUGACAAAGACAUGAUCAGUCUAUCAUUUUAAUGGUAGGUUUAUUUGAACAGUGAGAGACAGAAUAACCACAAAAAAAUCCAUAAAAACACAAAAACAUACAUUGAUUUGCAUUUUAAUGAGGGAAAUAAGUAUUUGACCCCUCAGCAAAACAUGACUUAGUACUUGGUGGCAAAACGCUUGUUGGCAAUCACAGAGGUCAGACGUUUCCUGUAGUUGGCCACCAGGUUUGCACACAUCUUAGGAGGGAUUUUGUUCCGCUCCUCUUUGCAGAUCUUCUCCAAGUCAUUAAGGUUUCGAGGCUGACGUUUGGCAACUCGAACCUUCAGCUCCCUCCACAGAUUUUCUAUGGGAUUAAGAUCUGGAGACUGGCUAGGCCACUCCAGGACCUUAAUGUGCUUUCUUGAGCAGGGGGACCUUGCGGGCGCUGCAGGAUUUCAGUCCUUCACGGCGUAGUGUGUUACCAAUUGUUUUCUUGGUGACUAUGGUCCCAGCUGCCUUGAGAUCAUUGACAAGAUCCUCCGGUGUAAUUCUGGGCUGAUUCCUCACCGUUCUCAUGAUCAUUGCAACUCCACGAGGUGAGAUCUUGCAUGGAGCCCUAGGCCGAGGGAGAUUGACAGUUAUUUUGUGUUUCUUCCAUUUGCGAAUAAUCGCACCAACUGUUGUCACCUUCUCACCAAGCUGCUUGGCGAUGGUCUUGUAGCCCAUUCCAGCCUUGUGUAGGUCUACAAUCUUGUCCCUGACAUCCUUGGAGAGCUCUUUGGUCUUGGCCAUGGUGGAGAUUUUGGAAUCUGAUUGAUUGAUUUCUUCUGUGGACAGGUGUCUUUUAUACAGGUAACAAACUGAGAUUAGGAGCACUCCCUUUAAGAGUGUGCUCCUAAUCUCAGCUCAUUACCUGUAUAAAAGACACCUGGGAGCCAGAAAUCUUUCUGAUUUGAGAGGGGUUCAAAUACUUAUUUCCCUCAUUAAAAUGCAAAUCAAUUUCUAACAUUUUUGACAUGCGUCUUUCUGGAUUUUUGUUUUGUUAUUCUGUCUCUCACUGUUCAAAUAAACCUACCAUUAAAAUUAUAGACUGAUCAUUUCUUUGUCAGUGGGCAAAUGUACAAAAUCAGCAGGGGAUCAAAUACUUUUUUCCCCUCACUGUAUAUGCAUUCACACAUCAAGUCCUUGGGGGUGGGGAGAGUGUGGAAGGGGGUGGGGAGAGUGUGGAAGCGGGGUGGGGAGAGUGGGGGUGGGGAAGGGGGUGGGGAGAGUGUGUCACACACCUGUUGCUAUGGGGUAAUGAUGUUCGAGACAAUAUAGGAUAAAUCACAAUUGUUUGCUAAAAUAAUAAUUGCUUGCCAAAUGUAAUUUUUGUAAUGGCAAUACUGGUUAUAGGUAAUAAUCCUUUGCAUGAACUCCCAACAUUAUUACGCAUAUUAUUCGUUAAUUGUGGAAAUGAAGAUACGUAAGAUUUUUGUAUUUAUUUAAAAAACGGUGUAUAAUUCAAUCGAGGUGAGGGCGUUGGAAAUACUUUUGGCGGUUGAUCUGCUUCUGUUCUGUGGGUCGCACUGUGUGCUCUUUUUGAAGGAUGGGUCCCGGUCUCUCAGGGGCCAUGGGAUCCAGGGGGAUUGGGGUGGUCUGCCGGUCACUGGGAAGACAACCCAAUUUGGGGGGAGGUUUUAGCGGGUGGAAUAGUGGAGAACAAUUGGAGGUUUACUUAGUAGCGAUGCUAAUAUCAUGGUACAGAUAUAUGGACACUCAAUCAUUAUGGUACUUUUUUAAUGGUAAGUUUACAAACAUAUAUUAUGAUAAAUAGAUUUGAAACUUGUAUCUCAUUAUGGUACAUGGUGAAAUAAGUAUAGCCAGUUAUAAUUGUAAUGGCUUAGCAGAUAAUAAGAAAAGACGAUCAGUAUUUACCUGCUAAAAGAUUGUUUACAUGGGACUCAUUCAACAAUUUUAGAUGAAGUUGUGUGGAAAAAGGACUGGGGGCAAAGAAACUCAAAAGGGGUGGUGAUAUUAAUUAACAAUCAUUUUGAUCUGAAUGUGCAAAUUGUCCAAACAGAUCUGCAAGGUAGAUGGAUUAUUUUAAAUAUGUUUUUGAACCAUAAACAGAUUUGUCUCAUUUAAUCUAUAUGGUCCAAAUAAUGAUGAUCCACGCUUCUUUGAAAAUAUAUAUAUAUAUAAUAAUUUAUCAAACCUACAGGCAAUACAAUACUCUAUUAUUAUGGUGGGAGAUUAUAAUACGGUUUUAAAUACCUCAAUGGACCAUAAAGGAAAUCGCACUAUCACGGUCAUGCUCUUAAGGAAAUCACUAGUGGAAAUAUGGAGCCUUCAAUAAGACAUGGCGGAGGCUUAAUCAAGCUAGUCGUCUUGACUACUUUGUGUCAUUCUCGCUGGCACGAAAAGUUAGUGUUGAUAGGGGACAGAAUGCGGUCGGACCAUCAAAUAAUUGGCGUAUACAUUACUCUUACAGAAUUUCCACCUGGGUGAGGAUAUUGGAAGUGUAAUCAAAGCCUAUUGGAUGAUAACUCGUUGUCAACUAGGACAGAAUCAUUUAUAACUGACUUUUUCCAGACAUAACAUCGGUACAGCAGAUCCCCUUAUUGUGUGCCUUUUGGAGGCCAUGCAAUUCUGAGGUCUUGGCUGAUUUCUUUGAUUUUCCCAUGAUGUCACGCGAAGAGGCACUGAGUUUGAAGGUAGGCCUUGAAAUACAUCCACAGGUACACCUCCAAUUGACUCAAAUGAUGUCAAUUAGCCUAUCAGAAGCUUCUAAAGCCAUGACAUAAUUUUCUGGAAUUUUCCCAUGCUGUUUAAAGGCACAGUCAACUUAGUGUAUGUAAACUUCUGACCCACUGGAAUUGUGAUACAGUGAAUUAUAAGUGAAAUAAUCUGUCUGUAAACAAUUGUUGGAAAAAUUACGUGUCAUGCACAAAGUAGAUGUCCUAACCGACUUGCCAAAACGAUAGUUUUUUUUUAACAAGAAAUCUGCGGAGUGGUUGAAAAACGACUUUUAAUGACUUCAACCUAAGUGUAUGUAAACUUCCAACUUCAACUGUAUGUAUAUGUAUGUAAUAUAUGGGGGAUUGGAAAUGAUGCAGACAAUUACAUUGAUAUAUAUAUAUAUAUAUAUAUAUACAUUACAAUACAAUACUUUUCUUAUACGGUUUUCAAAACAUCAUGCCAGGGAAAGCCUACACGAAACACAGUCCUUAUUUGAAGUGUUUCUAAAAUCCCAUAUGGAAAUUAUUAGAACCAUUUCCCUGUUUGACUGCUAGGUUUUAUGGGUAUUUAUGAGAACUCCAUUGUGGAACUCUAUUAACCCAAUUGUGUCUGUCAACUGAACAGUCACUGUCUUGGUUUAUGAGGGCGUUGUCGUCUGUGGCUGCUGAGAUAGUAGUUGAAUAGCCACCCGUCUACACCAAUGAUGAGAUUUUUAUCUUCAUUAAGAGUUUGUCAUUAAGCAGGAAUGUGUCUGUCUACACGGCAGGUUUGACCAGUAUUAGCAAACCGGAGAGACUGCAUUAAAGCGAACACUGUCACACACACACACCCCCUCCUAUUGGAUGUGUUUUAGGAAUUGGGAGAUUGAGCAGCAGGCUAAUGUGGUGAUUCAGAGCAAUAUGAAAUCGACUGAUCUUGUCUGCCCCAGGCCAGGGAGUGUCACCCAGAUUACACCCUAAUAUAACACACUGGACAGGUUAGAUCAGGGCUCUCCCACCCUGUUCCUGGAGAGCCUCCCCUGUUUGUUUUUUUGAGCCAAUUCCAGUUGUAACUAACCUUAUUCAGCUUAUCAACCAGCUAAUUAUUAGAAUCCGGUGCACUAGAUACGGGUUGGAGUGAAAACCUACAGGAGGGUAACUCUCCAGGAACAGGGUUGGGGUGAACCUACAGGACGGUAUCUCUCCAGGAACAGGGUUGAAGAGGCCUACGUUGGAUCAGCACCAUAUACAAUGGGGGGAAAAAGUAUUUAGUCAGCCACCAAUUGUGCAAGUUCUCCCACUUAAAAAGAUGAGAGAGGCCUGUAAUUUUCGUCAUAGGUACACGUCAACUAUGACAGACAUUGAGAUUUUUUUUUUCUCCAGAAAAUCACAUUGUAGGACUUUUAAUGAAUUUAUUUGCAAAUUAUGGUGGAAAAUAAGUAUUUGGUCACCUACAAACAAGCAAGAUUUCUGGCUUUCACAGACCUGUAACUUCUUCUUUUAAGAGGCUCCUCUGUCCUCCACUCGUUACCUGUAUUAAUGGCACCUGUUUGAACUUGUUAUCAGUAUAAAAGACACCUGUCCACAACCUCAAACAGUCACACUCCAAACUCCACUAUGGCCAAGACCAAAGAGCUGUCAAAGGACACCAGAAACAAAAUUGUAGACCUGCACCAGGCUGGGAAGACUGAAUCUGCAAUAGGUAAGCAGCUUGGUUUGAAGAAAUCAACUGUGGGAGCAAUUAUUAGGAAAUGGAAGACAUACAAGACCACUGAUAAUCUCCCUCGAUCUGGGGCUCCACGCAAGAUCUCACCCCGUGGGGUCAAAAUGAUCACAAGAACGGUGAGCAAAAAUCCCAGAACCACACGGGGGGACCUAGUGAAUGACCUGCAGAGAGCUGGGACCAAAGUAACAAAGCCUACCAUCAGUAACACACUACGCCGCCAGGGACUCAAAUCCUGAAGUGCCAGUACAUGUCCAGGCCCGUCUGAAGUUUGCUAGAGUGCAUUUGGAUGAUCCAGAAGAGGAUUGGGAGAAUGUCAGAUGAAACCAAAAUAUAACUUUUUGGUAAAAACUCAACUCGUCGUGUUUGGAGGACAAAGAAUGCUGAGUUGCAUCCAAAGAACACCAUACCUACUGUGAAGCAUGGGGGUGGAAACAUCAUGCUUUGGGGCUGUUUUUCUGCAAAGGGACCAGGACGACUGAUCCGUGUAAAGGAAAGAAUGAAUGGGGCCAUGUAUCGUGAGAUUUUGAGUGAAAACCUCCUUCCAUCAGCAAGGACAUUGAAGAUGAAACGUGGCUGGGUCUUUCAGCAUGACAAUGAUCCCAAACACACCGCCCGGGCAACGAAGGAGUGGCUUCGUAAGAAGCAUUUCAAGGUCCUGGAGUGGCCUAGCCAGUCUCCAGAUCUCAACCCCAUAGAAAAUCUUUGGAGGGAGUUGAAAGUCCGUGUUGCCCAGCGACAGCCCCAAAACAUCACUGCUCUAGAGGAGAUCUGCAUUGAGGAAUGGGCCAAAAUACCAGCAACAGUGUGUGAAAACCUUGUGAAGACUUACAGAAAAUGUUUGACCUGUGUCAUUGCCAACAAAGGGUAUAUAACAAAGUAUUGAGAAACUUUUGUUAUUGACCAAAUACUUAUUUUCCUCCAUAAUUUGCAAAUAAAUUCAUUAAAAAUCCUACAAUGUGAUUUUCUGGAUAUUUUUUUUUCCCUCAUUUUGUCUGUCAUAGUUGACGUGUACCUAUGAUGAAAAUUACAGGCCUCUCUCAUCUUUUUAAGUGGGAGAACUUGCACAAUUGGUGGCUGACUAAAUACUUUUUUUCCCCCACUGUAGGUCACUGGUGCAGAACCAAAAAGGUGCCCUCUCUCCCCUCUGUUCUCAUCCUCUCCCCUUCAUGGAUCUGAGACGACUCUGUACAGUUCAAUAUAGCUUCUACCAUACUACUUUCACCUAUCCAAUCAUAGCAGAGCUGUCAAGUAGGGCAGAAGGAAGGGGGGGGGGUUAACUUUUUAAUAAUGGAAUGCAGCCCUCCCUAGGUUUAAAGAACACACUAGAAUAGUCAGAGUUGGAGAACCCAUUCUGUUGUCUAAACUGUCUCCUGAGUUGUUACAAAGCACAAUGUGUCCUGAUAUAGCCUCCUGUCGGACGUGUCUCUAUCGUGUUGGUUAUUAAAGGUGACAUCAUCAGAUGGGUAUGCAGCUGCAGCCUGAUGUGAAGGAAAUGCACGUCGGUCCUGUUUUUGGUUGGUUGGUAUUUCCACGUUUGUAAUUCCAUGGUAAUACUGAAGAAAUCUGGUUGGUUCAGUUGCUCUGGCUCCACCUCUGAAACUGCACCGACGCUGGCAACUGUUACAAAACAGCAGCUAAGGUGAUCUGAUCUGGCUAGCUGAUUUUAGAGUAGUGUGUUAGGAUCCCCAUUAGCUGUCGCUCAUGCAGUUCUGCAGCUUACCUUUUUCUGGAGGUCCAUAGUUGUAGCACCGAGUUUCUAAACCCAGAGGCGCAACAUCGCAAGGCUUCCCGGGAAACACUUUGCGAUGCAGGCCGGGUUUGGGUUUUGCAAAGUCAAUGAAUAACCACAUCCUGUCCAACAUGAAGUCUGAUGUGUGUGUUGACCGUAUCUAAUCCCAUCCCGUCCAUCUUUGGGUCUGAUAUGUGUGUUAACAGUGAAUAACCCCAUACUGUCCAACAUAAGGUCUGAUGUGUGUGUGUUAACAGUGAAUAACCCCAUCCCGUCCAACAUGAAGUCGGAGGCAAAGAAAGCUGCCAAGAUCCUCCGAGAGUUUACUGAGAUCUCCAACCGCACAGGGCCCGACAAACUCAUCCCAGGUGUGUGUGAAUGUGUGGUGGGAGUACAUGUUCCUUUUGUCCCUCCCUGUGUGUCUGUGUGUGUGUCUGUGUGUGCGUGUGUGUCUGUGUGCGUCUGUGUGUGUGUGUGUGUGUUCAUCCUGCCCUUACUAAGGUAUCAUCUCUGACUCAUACCUAUUCAUUUCUUUCCAUCUCUCUCAUUCUCCGCAUGUCUUUAUGGUGAUGUCAUCAGGGUUCUGUCAGGUGACAGUCCUCCAUACCAGAGUUGGCAGGAAAUUGUCAUAGCAUGCUAGCAGGACCUGCUAAUAAUUUGUGUGUGUGUGUGUUCUCCCUCCAGCCAAUAUAUUAGCAAAGUGUCAGGGCCUGGCCAUCAUCACAGUGAUCAAGGCAGGCUUCAUGAUCACAGCUCGGGGCGGCAGCGGCAUUGUCAUCGCUAGACUGGCUGAUGGACGUAAGUUCACUACCACACACUGUACAUGGUCAUCGCCAGGACAUCAUUUCACUACAUCCUCUCUCUCACUAGGUUGGUCUGCUCCCUCUGCCAUUGGUAUAGCUGGUCUGGGCGGUGGCUUUGAGAUUGGAGUUGAGGUAGGUUGAUCACCGGACACACCAGGGAUCCAGCCUAACAUUUUCCCCUGGUGGCACCAGCCCACGAUUUUGGUCGCAUCAUGGGCUGAAAGAAAAUGUGCGCAGUGUCACACAAUAGAACAAAUUGGAGCAAUCAUCUUAUAAAGUAAUUCACAAUGCUCUAUUAAGAGGUGUAAUUACUAGACUACUGAGAUGGUUAUUCAAUAAAGAAGUUAAUCCAGUGAUUGUAAAAAUGUUUGGGUUGACAAUUAGCCUAUUUUUGUUCAUUUACUGUCAAAAUAGGGCUCCAGAAUUUUUUCUGUUUUUUUGGGGGGGUGUUCAAUAGAGAUGAAUUUGCCUUCAUCUUUAUGUGCACUAAUAUUAGAUAUAGUCCUAAACACAUAUGCAUUUAUUUUGUCCAGGUGGGUGAGGCCUCCUCAUUCCAGUAGACACCUUUUUAUUAUUAUUACAGGAAUCAUGAGGAUAAUACACUUUACUGUUUGACAAAUUCAUGUUUUUUAUUUGCCUCCCAAAAAAGGAUGUUUUGAUUUAGGUGACCAGGUAGAAUGCAGAUCGCAACACACAGCCAAGUCAAAGGGUCGCAAAAUGCGACUAAAUGGUCGCAGUCAGGAGCCCUACACACACACACACACACACACACACACACACACACACACGCCCUACACACACACACACACACACACACACGCCCUACACACACACACACACACACACACACGCCCUACACACACACACACACACACACACACCCCACACACACACACACACACAACACACGCCCUACACACACACACACACACACACACUCAAACUCCUCACGUAAUAUUGACUUUGCUUUUUAUGUUAAAAAAAUUCAGUGAAAGCCUUUCCAGUUAUUUUCACAGCCCGUUCAGCUCUUUAUGAGUGUUAUUUCCUGGUGAUGUCCUGACACCCGUGGAUGAUUUUAAGGCCAGACUAGCCGAUCGCUGAGCUGUUGAGUGAAUCUUCUCUUCCGGAGUGUCCCUCUGUGUCCCUUAAACACUGGAAACGCAUCCCAUCCAUCCAUCCACACACACACACGCUUCCUCUUCCUCUUUCACUCUCCUCGGGUCAUAUUAACACAUGAUGAGGUCAUCUCCUGUUAAAUAGAAUCCCUCAAAGUAAUAAAGACAGACUAGAGUUGCACUUUCCCAAAAUUACCUGGUUUUCCAGCAAUCCCAGUUGGAAGAUUCCCAAAUGUCCUGCUUAUUCCCUUGUGAACUCAAGGCUGUAAUCACUUCAAAAAAAAGUACUGAGUUAAGGGUCUGAAUACUUAUGUAAAUAAGGUAUUUCUGUUUUUUAUUUUUAAUACAUUUGCAAAAAUGUCUCUAAACCUUUUUUUUUGCUUUGUCAUUAUGGGAUAUUGUGUGUCGAUUUGAUGAGGAAAACAAUGUAUUUAAUCCAUUUUAGAAUAAGGCUGUAACGUAACAAAAUGUGGAAAAAGUCAAGGGGUCUGAAUACUUUCCGAAUGCUCUGUAUAGGAAAUGGAGCGAUACACUGAGUGGACAAAAAAUUAACAACCCCUGCUUUUUCCAUGACAUAACUUUUACCUGGUGAUCCCUUAUUGAUGUUGAUGUUAAAUCCACUUCAAUCAAUGUAGAUUAACAGGAGGAGAUAUUUAUGCCUUGAGACAAUUGAGACAUGGAUUGUGUAUGUGUGCCAUUCAGAGGGUGAAUGGGCAAGACAAAAUAUUUUAAGUGCCUUUUGAACGGGGUAUGGUAGUAGGUGCCAGGCGCACCGGUUUGUGUCAAGAACUGCAACGCUGUUGGAUUUUGAACACCUCUAACAGUUUCCUGUGUAUAAUGAAUGGUCCACCACCCAAUGGACAACCAGCCAACUUGACACAACUGUGGGAAGGAUUGGAGUCAACAUGGGCCAGCAUCCCUAUGGAAUGCUUUCGACACCUCGUGGAGUCCAUGCCCAGACAAAUUGAGACUGUUCUGAGGGCAAAAGGGGGGGUGCAACUCAAUAUCAGGAAGGUGUUCCUAAUGUUUUGUACACUCAGUGUAUAUGUGUAGGAAGUAGAGAGAUGUAGAGGCCUGCUUGCCUUUCUGUGGUGUCCAUUAGGUGACUCACUGUGUUCAUGUUUCUAUUUUGGUGGUUUGUAUCUUGAUCCUAAUCUGGUUACUGCCAGGUAGCUGACGGCACAGUAGUCUCCCUGUGGUCACACACACACACACACACACACACACACACACACACACACACACACAGGUGAAUCAAAGCAGUAUUGUUCUCUCUCUCCUCGGCUGUCUGAAGGUUAUUAAUGGGAACAGAGGUGGUAACAUGUCUUAAAGGAAAAGUUUUUUCUUUUCACAACCAAAUCUCUAUUUUUGAUGUAAAUGACAUGCUAUAGGAGGGGCCAUACUCCUUUUUGUGAUUUUCUCUUGUUGUUGAGAAACUUACCCCAAACAGCAAAAUCACUUCCUCAUCCUCAUUGUGUAGUAAUGGGGGCCCUGAACAAACAUGAACAAAAGCACCCAAAUACGUCCUUUUAGAGACCACAAAGCUCUCCAUAUAGUGAUGCAGGUAUUUUUUUUUUUGAUGUUGUACACAUGAAAUUGUGUCAUUGUGAACUUUAUCCGCAACGUUAGAUUCCAUUUUUGUUUGCGACUCAAGCGAUACCUCACCAUCCCAUUGUACAUGUAACUGUCAGAAUAAAGGAAACACUUCAGGUGAAUGAGGGAUACAAAGUAUAUUGAAAGAAGGUGCUUUCACACAGGAUGUUCCAGACUCUUGUAGAAUCUAUGCCAAGGCCGCAUUGAAGCUGUUCUGGGGGGGCUCGUGGUGGCCCAAUACCCUAUUAAGACUCUUUUUUUUUUUUUUUAUGUUGGUGUUUCCUUUAUUUUGCCAGUUACCUGUAGCAGCAGGAGGCUACGUGGUGAACGGAACAGCUGGAUAGGGGGAAACGUUCCAUGUCACACAAAAGGAAUAUAGCGUUGCGGAUUAAAGUUAGGAAUGACAGUUUCAUGUGAUCAACAUCAUCUAUAGACCUGCAUCACUAUUACUGAGAGCUUUGUGGUCUCUAAAAGGGUGUUUUUAGAGUUUUUGUUCAUGUUUUCUUCAGGGCCCCCAUUACUACACAAGGAGGAUGAGGAAGUGAUUUUUGCUGUUUGGGGUAAGUUUCUCAAAAGCAAGUGAAAUCACAAAGGUAUGUGGACCCUUCUAUAACAUGCCAUUUACAUACAUGUACAGUGCCUUCGGAAAGUAUUCCGACCCCUUGACUUUUUCCACAUUUGGUUACGUUACUGCUUUAUUCUAUAAUGAUUCAAUAAAACAUUUUCCUUGUCAAUCAACACACAAUACUACAUAAUGACAAAGCAAAAACAGGUUUGUUGAAAUUUUUGCAAAUGUAUUACAAAUAAAAACCUGAAAUACCUUAUUUCAAUAAGUAUUCAGACCCUUUGCUAUGAGACUCUAAAUUGAGCCCAGGUGCAUCCUGUUUCCAUUGAUCAUCCUUGCUGUUUCUACAACUUGAGCUCCGAGACAGGAUUGUGUCGAGGCACAGAUCUGGGGAAGGGUACAAAAAAAAUUCGGCAUCAUUGAAGGUCCCCAAGAACAGAGUGGCCUCCAUCAUUCUUAAAUGGAAGACGUUUGGAACCACCAAGACUCUUCCUAGAGCAGGCCGCCCGGCCAAACUGCGCAAUCGUGGGAGAAGGGCCUUGGUCAGGGAGGUGACCAAGAACCCGAUGGUCACUCUGACAGAGCUCCAGAGGUCCUCUGUGGAGAUGGGAGAACCUUCCAGAAGAACAACCAUCUCUGCAGCAAUCCACCAAUCAGGCCUUUAUGGUAGAGUGGCCAGACGGAAGCCACUCCUCAGUAAAAGGCACAUGACAGCCCGCUUGGAGUUUGCCAAAAGGCACCUAAAGAAUCUCAGACCAUGAGAAACAAGAUUCUCUGGUCUGAUGAAACCAAGAUUGAACUCUUUGGCCUGAAUGCCAAGCGUCACGUCUGGUAGAAACAUGGCACCAUCCCUACGGUGAAGCAUGGUGGUGGCAGCAUCAUGCUGUGGGGAUGUUUGUCAGCGGCAGGGACUGGGAGACUAGUCAGGAUCAAGGGAAAAAUGAACAGAGCAAAGUACAGAGAGAUCCUUGAUGAAAACCUGGUCCAGAGCGCUCAGGACCUCAGAUUGGGGAAAAGGAUCACCUUCCAACAGGACAACGACCCUAAGCACAUAGCCAAGACAACACUGGAGUGGCUACGGGACAAGUCUCUGAAUGUCCUUGAGUGACUCAGCCAGAGCCCGGACUUUAACCCGAUCUAACAUCUCUAGAGAGACCUGAAAAUCGCUGUGCAGCAACGCUCCCCAUCCAUCCUUUCUUUCUUUCUAUCUUUGCCUAAACACUACAAUAGUUAUAGAAUAGAUAGUUGAUCUCUGUGUGAGGCUGUUCCAACCCAGCACUAACAAACCCGAUUCAACUAAUCAGUUGUGUGUGUGUGUGUGUGUGUGUGUGUAUGUGUCUGUGUCUGUGUCUGUGUGUGUAUAGGUUUCAGACCUGGUGGUGAUUCUGAUGCAGCGCAGGGCAGUGGAUUCUUUCUCUAAAGGAGGGAACCUCACUCUGGGCGGCAACUGUACUGUGGCAGUAGGACCGAUGGGAAGGUGAGUGCUCUCACACACACACACACACACACACACACACACACACACACACACACACACACUCAUCAUAAUCUUGGUCCAUGGUUGGCCAAAACCAGUCAGUGUCCGACCAUGGCUCAACCUUUUUUGAUGUGUUCCAGCCCCGAGGCUGUGGGUUAGGGGUACCCAAGGUUGAGGCUGUGGGUUAGGGGUACCCAAGGUUGAGGCUGUGGGUUAGGGGUACCCAAGGUUGAGGCUGUGGGUUAGGGGUACCCAAGGUUGAGGCUGUGGGUUAGGGGUACCCAAGGUUGAGGCUGUGGGUUAGGGGUACCCAAGGUUGAGGCUGUGGGUUAGGGGUACCCAAGGUUGAGGCUGUGGGUUAGGGGUACCCAAGGUUGAGGCUGUGGGUUAGGGGUACCCAAGGUUGAGGCUGUGGGUUAGGGGUACCCAAGGUUGAGGCUGUGGGUUAGGGGUACCCAAGGUUGAGGCUGUGGGUUAGGGGUACUGGCAGUGUUGAAGUCACACCAGUUCUACACCUAGUUUUCACACCUUAUUUUAAACUGGACGCUUUGAUGUGGACACUUGAAUGUCUGAGCUGGGGUUUUGGAGGGGAAAUGGUUUUGUGAUGUGUCAUCAUGGAUGACGUGUGUGUGUGUGUGUGUGUGUGUGUGUGUGUGUGUGUCAUUGGUGUCGAAGUGAUUUUAUAGGGUGGAGGCAGGUGUGUGUGUGUGUGUUGCGUGCGUGAUAGUUGUGUGUGUGUGUUGCGUGCGUGAUAGUUGUGUGUGUGUGUGUGUGUGUUGCGUGCGUGAUAGUUGUGUGUGUGUGUGUGCGUGUUGCGUGCGUGAUAGUUGUGGUGCGUGUUGGAGGGGUUGCUCGUGUUGGCGCACGGUUAAUUAUGGUUUAUGAGUGGAGGUGGAAUGAUGCCUGGAGCAGGCUCCCUCAGUCUUUAUUUAGAAUGACAUGCCAGGUUGGGUAAUUAAAAUAAGUAAAAUACAAUUAGCAUCAAACAAGGCCAGGUGGAGAUGAGGGAGGGAGGGGUGUGCAUGCGUCUGUGGGUGUCUGUUAAAUACAGCAACAAUAAAACAAUAAAGAGGUUAAUGUCUGAGAUGGGAGUGUCUUUUUUUUUUUGUUCAGGUGACAUUUACAACAUGGGACCUCCCUACACACACACACACACACACACACACACACACACACACACACACACACGGACAGAGACGUGGCCAGUAUAUUUGAUGGUUUCUGAUGUCAGUGGAGGUCUAGUGGUCUCCUUCAGUACUCAUCGCUAAGAAGUGGGAUUCUGAGCAGUAUCAUACUCCAAACACUCACUUCUAUCUUCCUCUAUCUCUCUCUCUGUGUGUGUGUGUGUCCGUGUGUGUGUGUGUGUCCGUGUGUGUGUGUGUGUAGGAACGUGGAGGCUGACGUAGCGUUGCGUAGUACGGCAGCAGUCUUUACCUACUGUAAGUCCAGAGGGCUGUUCGCUGGAGUCUCUCUGGAGGGAUCCUGCCUCAUAGAACGCAAAGACACCAACCGCAAGUACGUUACACACCGUGUGUGUGGUGUAAUAAUGUGUGUGUGUGUGUUGUAUUAAUGUGUGUGUGUGUUGUAUUAAUGUGUGUGUGGUGUGUGUUGUAUUAAUGUGUGUGUGUGUGUUGUAUUAAUGUGUGUGUGUGUGUGUGUGUUUGUAUUAAUGUGUGUGUGUGUUGUAUUAAUGUGUGUGUGUGUGUUGUAUUAAUGUGUGUGUGGGUAAUAAUGUGUGUGUGUGUGUGUGUGUUGUAUUAAUGUGUGUGUGUUAAGUGUGUGUUGUAUUAAUGUGUGUGUGUGUGUUGUAUUAAUGUGUGUGUGUGUGUGUGGUAAUAAUGUGUGUGUGUGUGUGUGUGUGUUGUGGGUUUAAUUGGGUGUUGUGUGUUGUAAUAAUGUGUGUGUGUGGUGUUGUAUAAUGUGUGUGUGGUGUGUAUUAAUUGUUGUGUGUGUGUUGUAUUAAUGUGUGUGGGUAUAAUGUGUGUGUGUGUGUGGUGUUGUAUUAAUAUGUGUGUGUGUUGUAAUAAUGUGUGUGUGUGUGUGUGUGUGUUGUAUUAAUGUGUGUGUUGUAUUAAUGUGUGUGUGUUGUAAUAAUGUGUGUGUGUGUGUGUUGUAUUAAUGUGUGUGUUGUAUUAAUGUGUGUGUUGUAUUAAUGUGUGUGUGUGUGUUGUAUUAAUGUGUGUGUGUGUGUUGUAUUAAUGUGUGUGUGUGUUGUAUUAAUGUGUGUGUGGUAAUAAUGUAUGUGUGUGUGUGUUGUAUUAAUGUGUGUGUGUGUGUGUGUGGUGUGUUAGGUUCUACUCCCAGGACAUCCGUGCGUCGGCCAUAUUGAACGGAGAUGUAGAGCCUCCCCCAGAAGCUGAUGACCUAUACUGUGUCCUAGAGACCUACACAGAUAAAUACACUACUGAGUGGACAGCCAAGCACCUAGCACAGAAGGUACUAUAUUAUUAUUAUUAUUAUUAUUAUUAUUAUUAACUCGUUCCCCACAUGGCAUUUACCAGAAAUACACUCCUCAAAAAAAUAAAGGGAUCACUUAAACAACACAAUGUAACUCCAAGUCAAUCACACUUCUGUGAAAUCAAACUGUCCACUUAGGAAGCAACACUGAUUGACAAUACAUUUCACAUGCUGUUGUGCAAAUGGAAUAGACAACAGGUGGAAAUUAUAGGUAAUUAGCCAGACACCCCCAAUAAAGGACUGGUUUUGCAGGUGGUGACCACAGACCACUUCUCAGUUCCUAUGCUUCCUGGCUGGUGUUUUGGUCACUUUUGAAUGCUGGCGGUGCUUUCACUCUAGUGGUAGCAUGAGACGGAGUCUACAACCCACACAAGUGGCUCAGGUAGUGCAGCUCAUCCAGGAUGGCACAUCAAUGCGAGCUGUGGCAAGAAGGUUUGCUGUGUCUGUCAGCGUAGUGUCCAGAGCAUGGAGGCGCUACCAGGAGACAGGCCAGUACAUCAGGACUGCUACCUCCGCCUUUGUGCAAGGAGGAGCAGGAGGAGCACUGCCAGAGCCCUGCAAAAUGACCUCCAGCAGGCCACAAAUGUGCAUGUGUCUGCUCAAACGGUCAGAAAACAGACUCCAUGAGGGUGGUAUGAGGGCCUGACGUCCACAGGUGGGGGUUGUGCUUACAGCCCAACACCGUGCAGGACGUUUGGCAUUUGCCAGAGAACACCAAGAUUGGCAAAUUCGCCACUGGCGCCCUGUGCUCUUCACAGAUGAAAGCAGGUUCACACUGAGCACAUGUGACAGACGUGACAGAGUCUGGAGACGCCGUGGAGAACGUUCUGCGGCCUGCAACAUCCUCCAGCAUGACCGGUUUGGCAGUGGGGUCAGUCAUGGUGUGGGGUGGCAUUUCUUUGGGGGGCCGCACAGCCCUCCAUGUGCUCGCCAGAGGUAGCCUGACUGCCAUUAGGUACCGAGAUGAGAUCCUCAGACCCCUUGUGAGACCAUAUGCUGGUGCGGUUGGCCCUGGGUUCCUCCUAAUGCAAGACAAUGCUAGACCUCAUGUGGCUGAAGUGUGUCAGCAGUUCCUGCAAGAGGAAGGCAUUGAUGCUAUUUACUGUUCCGCCCGUUCCCCAGACCUGAAUCCAAUUGAGCACAUCUUGGACAUCAUGUCUCGCUCCAUCCACCAACGCCACGUUGCACCACAGACUGUCUAGGAGUUGGCGGAUGCUUUAGUCCAGGUCUGGGAGGAGAUCCCUCAGGAGACCAUCCGCCACCUCAUCAGGAGCAUGCCCAGGCGUUGUAGGGAGGUCAUACAGGCACGUGGAAGCCACACACACCACUGAGCCUCAUUUUGACUUGUUUUAAGGACAUUACAUCAAAGUUUGAUCAGCCUGUAGUGUGGUUUUCCACUUUAAUUUUGAGGGUGACUCCAAAUCCAGACCUCCAUGGGUUGAUACAUUUGAUUUCCAUUGAUAAUUUUUGUGUGAUUUUGUUGUCAGCACAUUCAACUAUGUAAAGAAAAAAGUAUUUAAUAAGAUUAUUUCAUUCAUUCAGAUCUAGGAUGUGUUAUUUUAGUGUUCCCUUUAUUUUUUUGAGCAGUGUAGUUUUGUUCAGUGGCUUGCGAAAGUAUUCACCCCCUUGGCAUUUUUCCUAUUUUGUUGCCUUACAACCUGGAAUUAAAAUUGUAUCAUUUGAUUUACACAACACACCUACCACUUUGAAGAUGCAAAAUAUUUUUUAUUGUGAAACAAACAAGAAAAAAGACACAAAAACAGAGAACUUGAGCGUGCAUAACUAUUCACCCCCCCCCCAAAGUCAAUACUUCGUAGAGCCACCUUUUGCAGCAAUUACAGCUGCAAGUCUCUUGGGGUAUGUCUCUAUAAGCUUGGCACAUCUAGCCACUGGGAUUCUUGCCCAUUCUUCAAGGCAAAACUGCUCCUUCAAGUUGGAUGGGUUCUGCUGGUGUACAGCAAUCUUUAAGUCGUACCACAUAUUCUUAAUUGGAUUGAGGUCUGGGCUUUGACUAGGCCAUUCCAAGACAUUGAAAUGUUUCCCCUUAAACCACUCGAGUGUUGCUUUAGCAGUAUGCUUAGGGUCAUUGUCCUGCUGGAAGUUGAACCGUCCCAGUCUCAAAUCUCUGGAAGACUGAAACAGGUUUCCCUCAAUAAUUUCCCUGUAUUUAGCGCAAUCCAUCAUUCCUUCAAUUCUGACCAGUUUCCCAGUCCCUACCGAUGAAAAACAUCCCCACAUUAUGAUGCUGCCACCACCAUGCUUCACUGUGGGGAUGGUGUUCUCGGGGUGAUGAGAGGUGUUGGGUUUGCGCCAGACGUAGCGUUUUCCUUGAUGGCCAAAAAGCUCAAUUUUAGUCUCAUCUGACCAGAGUACAUUCUUCCAUAUGUUUGGGGAGUCUCCCACAUGCCUUUUGGCGAACACCAAACGUGUUUGCUUAUUUAUUUCUUUAAGCAAUGGCUUUUUUUCUGGCCACUCUUCCGUAAAGCCCAGCUCUGUGGAGUGUUUGGCAGGUUUGUUGUGGUGCCAUAUUCGUUCCAUUUUUAAAUAAUGGAUUUAAUGGUGCUCCGUGGGAUGUUCAAAGUUUCAGAUAUUUUUAUUUAUAACCCAACCCUGAUCUGUACUUCUCCACAACUUUGUCCCUGACCUGUUUUGGAGUGCUCCUUGGUCUUCAUGGUGGUGCCCCUUGCUUGGUGGUGUUGCAGACUCUGGGGCCUUUCAGAACAGGUGUGUGUAUAUAUACUGAAGAUCAUGUGACACUUAGUUUGCACACAGGGGGACUUUGUUUAACUAAUUAUGUGACUUCUGAAGGUAAUUGGUUGCACAAGAUCUUAUUUAAGGGCGUCAUAGCAAAGGGGGUGAAUACAUAUGCAUGCACCACUUUUCUGUUAUUUAGUUUUUAGAAUUUUUUGAAAAAAGUUAUUUUUUUCAUUUCACUUCACCAGUUUGGACUAUUUUGUGUAUGUCCAUUACAUGAAAUCCAAAUAAAAAUCCAUUUAAAUUACAGGUUGUAAUGCAACAAAAUAGGAAAAAUGCCAAGGGGGAUGAAUACUUUUGCAAGGCACUGUAUAUUAUAACACGCUACUGAAUGGACAGCCAAGCAACUAGCACAGAUGGUACUGUAUUAUUAUAAUACACUACAUGACCAAAAGUAUGUGGACACCUGCUUAAUAUGGAGUUGGUCCCCCCCUUUGCUGCUAUAACAGCCUCCACAAUUCUGGGAAGACUUUCCACUAGAUGUUGGAACAGUGCUACGGGGACUUGCUUCAACCACAAGUGUUAGUGAGGUCGGGCACUGAUGUUGGGCGAUUAGGCCUGGCUCGCAGUCGGCGUUCCAAUUCAUCCCAAAGGUGGUUGAGGUCAGGGCUCUGCUAUGGCCAGUCAAGUUCUUCCACACCGAUCUCUACAAACCAUUUCUGUAUGGACCUCGCUUUGUGCACAGGGGCAUUGUUAUGCUGAAAACGGAAAGGGCCUUCCCCAAACUGUUGCCACAAAGUUGGAAGCACAGAAUAAUCUAGAAUGUAAUUGUAUGCUGUAGCGUUAAUAUUUCCCUUCACUGGAACUAAGGGGCCUAGCCCGAACCGUGAAAAACAGCCCCAGACCAUUAUUCCUCCUCCACCAAACUUUACUGUUGGCACUAUGCAUUGGGGCAGGUAGCGUUCACCUGGCAUCUGCCAAACCCAGAUUCGUCUGUCGGACUGCCAGAUGGUGAAGUGUGAUUCAUCACUCCAGAGAACGCAUUUCCACUGCUCCAGAGUCCAAUGACGGCGAGCUUUACACCACUCUUGCCAAUGCUUGGCAUUGCACAUGGUGGUCUUAGGCUUGUGUGCAGCUGCUCGGCCAUGGAAACCAUUUCAUGAAGCUCCCGAUGAACAGAUCUUGUGCUGACGUUGCUUCCAGAGGCAGUUUUGAACUCGAUAGUGAGUGUUGCAACUGACGACAGACGAUUUUUACGCGCUACAGCACUUGGUGGUCCCGUUCUGUGAGCUUGUGUGGCCUACCACUACGCGGCUGAGCCGUUGUUGUUCCUAGACGUUUCCACUUCACAAUAGCAGCACUUACAGUUGAGCGGGGCAGAUCAAGCAGGGCAGAAAUUUGACAAACUGACGGUGCCACGUUGAAAGUCACUGAGCUCUUCAGUACGGGCCAUUCUACUGCCAAUGUUUGUCUAUGGAGAUUGCAUGGCUGUGUGCUCAAUAUUAUACACCUGUCAGCAACGAGUGUGGCUGAAAUAGCCAAAUCCACUAAUUUUGAAGGGGUGUCCACAUACUUUUGUGUGUGUGUAUAUAUAGUGUUUAAUAUCUGGUACUGAGUACCACUGUUUUAUUACUGGAGACUGCAUUUACAUCACAUUUUACAUUUGAGCUACUUACUUAUUUCAGUUGCAUUCAUCUUGACAUAGCUAGGUGGCAACCACAUCUCCCAGUCAGUCAGUAAACAUUUCCUCACUAAAGCAGCCAUCAUCAGUAAGAAAAAGGCUAGAAAGGGUAUUACAACGGUACUUUAUAUCGAUGAUUAUAAACUGGGUGGUUGGAGCCCUGAAUGCUGAUUUGGCUGACAGCAGUGGUAUAUCAGACCGUAUACCAUGGGUAUGACAAAACAUUUCAUUUUUACUGCUCUAACUACGUUUAUAAUAGCAGUAAGGCACCUCGGGGGGUUUGUGGUAUAUGGCCAAUAUACCACGGCUAAGGGCUGUGUACAGGCACUCGGCGUUGCGUUGUGUAUAAGAACAGCCCAUAGCCGUGGUAUAUUGGCCAUAUACCACACCCUCUCAGGCCUUAUUGCUUAAAUGUACUGAUGGAUACGCUACUGGAUGGACUGUCAGGAGUACUAAAAGGUACACUGCAUUAUUGUAUAUUAUAGAAUACUGCUGUUUUUAUACAGCAGACCAUCAAACCCAUAUGUCCCAAAUGUAAUAAUAUCCCUCCCUGUCUAAUCUCUACCCCUGAUGGAUAUCUACUCUUUACCCCAGGACACUGUCUACCCCUUAAUGUGUACCAAGCUCAAACCCACAACAGCAUGUUGGUCUGAGUACCUCUAGUCUUAAUGUGUACCAAGCUAGUUGUUGGUGUGGUUAGUGGGGGGGUUGAUGGUUGGUGGGGGGGUGGUUAGUUGGGGGUGUGGUUGGUGGGGGGGGUGGUUGAUGGUUGGUGGGGGGGGUGGUUGAUGGUUGGUGGGGUGUGUGGUUGUUGGGGGGGGUGGUUAGUUGGGGGUGUGGUUGGUGGGGGGGUUGAUGGUUGGUGGGGUGUGUGGUUGGUGGGGUGUGUGGUUAGUCUCAUGUUUUUUUCCUCUUCUGUGGUCUUCUCUCUUCUUCCAUCCCUCUGUUUCUGGGUGUUGUCGUUCAGGCCGUUCAGUCCAGUGGUCCCCCAGCUAGACCCCGAGCUCCAGCCGCACAGAGACCUGCUAGCACAUACAGGACAGAGGGUAACACACACACACACACACACACACACACAUACAGGACAGAGGGUAACACACACACACACACACACACACACAUACAGGACAGAGGGUAACACACACACACACACACACACACACACACACACACACACACACACACACACACACACACACACAUACAGGACAGAGGGUAACACACACACACACACACACACAUACAGGACAGAGGGUAACACACACACACACACACACACACAUACAGGACAUAGGGUAACACACACACACACACACACAUAUACAGUGAGGUGAAAAAAGUAUUUGAUCCCCUGCUGAUUUUGUACGUUUGCCCACUGACAAAGAAAUUAUCAGUCUAUAAUUUUAAUGGUAGGUUUAUUUGAACAGUGAGAGACAGAAUAACAACAACAAAAAAUCCAUAAAAGCACAUGUCAAAAAUGUUAUAAAUUGAUUAGCAUUUUAAUGAGGGAAAUCAGUAUUUGACCCCCUCUCAAUCAAAAAGAUUUCUGGCUCCCAGGUGUCUUUUAUACAGGUAACGAGCUGAGAUUAGGAGCACACUCUUAAAGGGAGUGCUCCUAAUCUGUUUGUUACCUGUAUAAAAGACACCUGUCCACAGAAGCAAUCAAUCAAUCAGAUUCCAAACUCUCCACCAUGGCCAAGACCAAAGAGCUCUCCAAAGAUGUCAGGGACAAGAUUGUAAACCUACACAAGGCUGGAAUGGGCUACAAGACCAUCGCCAAGCAGCUUGGUGAGAAGGUGACAACAGUUGGUGCGAUUAUUCGCAAAUGGAAGAAACACAAAAGACCUGUCAAUCUCCCUCGGCCUGGGGCUCCAUGCAAGAUCUCACCUCGUGGAGUUGCAAUGAUCAUGAGAACGGUGAGGAAUCAGCCCAGAACUACACAGGAGGAUCUUGUCAAUGAUCUCAAGGCAGCUGGGACCAUAGUCACCAAGAAAACGAUUGGUAACACACUACACCGUGAAGGACUGAAAUCUUGCAGCGCCCGCAAGGUCCCCCUGCUCAAGAAAGAACAUAUACAGGCCCGUCUGAAGUUUGCCAAUGAACAUCUGAAUGAUUCGGAGAAGAACUGGGUGAAAGUGUUGUGGUCAGAUGAGACCAAAAUCGAGCUCUUUGGCAUCAACUCAACUCGCCGUGUUUGGAGGAGGAGGAAUGCUGCCUAUGACCCCAAGAACACCAUCCCCACCGUCAAACAUGGAGGUGGAAACAUGCGUUGGUGGUGAUUUUCUUCUAAGGGGACAGGACAACUUCACCACAUCAAAGGGACGAUGGACGGCGCCAUGUACCGUCAAAUCUUGGGUGAGAACCUCCUUCCCUCAGCCAGGGCAUUGAAAAUGGGUCGUGGAUGGGUAUUCCAGCAUUACAAUGACCCAAAACACACGGCCAAGGCAACAAAGGAGUGGCUCAAGAAGAAGCACAUUAAGGUCCUGGAGUGGCCUAGCCAAUCUCCAGACCUUAAUCCCAUAGAAAAUAUGUGGAGGGAGCUGAAGGUUCGAGUUGCCAAACGUCACGCUCGAAACCUUAAUGACUUGGAGAAGAUCUGCAAAAAGGAGUGGGACAAAAUCCCUCCUGAGAUGUGUGUAAACCUGGUGGCCAAUUUAAGAAACGUCUGACCUCUGUGAUUGCCAACAAGGGUUUUGCCACCAAGUACUAAGUCAUGUUUUGCAGAGGGGUCAUUAAAAUGCAAAUCAAUUUUUAACAUUUUUGAAAUGCGUUUUUCUGGAUUUUGUUGUUGUUAUUCUGUCUCUCACUGUUCAAAUAAACCUACCAUUAAAAUUAUAGACUGAUCAUGUCUUUGUCAGUGGGCAAAUGCAGGGGAUCAAAUACUUUUUUCCCUCACUGUAUGUGUGUGUGUGUGUGUGUGUGUGUGUGUGCAUAUAUGUGUGUGUAUGUAUGUAUGUAUGUAUGUAUGUAUGUAUAUAUAUAUAUAUACAGUGGGGAAAAAAAGUAUUUAGUCAGCCACCAAUUGUGCAAGUUCUCCCACUUAAAAAGAUGAGAGAGGCCUGUAAUUGUCAUCAUAGGUACACGUCAACUAUGACAGCCAAAUUUAGAAAACAAAAUCCAGAAAAUCACAUUGUAGGAUUUUUUAUGAAUUUAUUUGCAAAUUAUGGUGGAAAAUAAGUAUUUGGUCACCUACAAACAAGCAAGAUUUCUGGCUCUCACAGACCUGUAACUUCUUCUUUAAGAGGCUCCUCUGUCCUCCACUCGUUACCUGUUUUAAUGGCACCUGUUUGAACUUGUUAUCAGUAUAAAAGACACCUGUCCACAACCUCAAACAGUCACACUCCAAACUCCACUAUGGCCAAGACCAAAGAGCUGUCAAAGGACACCAGAAACAAAAUUGUAGACCUGCAACAGGCUGGGAAGACUGAAUCUGCAAUAGGUAAGCAGCUUGGUUUGAAGAAAUCAACUGUGGGAGCAAUUAUUAGGAAAUGGAAGACAUACAAGACCACUGAUAAUCUCCCUCGAUCUGAGGCUCCACGCAAGAUCUCACCCUGUGGGGUCAAAAUGAUCACAAGAACGGUGAGCAAAAAUCCCAGAACCACACGGGGGGACCUAGAGAAUGACCUGCAGAGAGCUGGGACCAAAGUAACAAAGCCUACCAUCAGUAACACACUACGCCGCCAGGGACUCAAAUCCUGCUGCGCCAGACGUGUCCCCCUGCUUAAGCCAGUACAUGUCCAGGCCUGUCUGAAGUGUGCUAGAGUGCAUUUGGAUGAUCCAGAAGAGGAUUGGGAGAAUGUCAUAUGGUCAGAUGAAACCAAAAUAUAACUUUUUGGUAAAAACUCAACUCGUCGUGUUUGGAGGACAAAGAAUGCUGAGUUGCAUCCAAAGAACACCAUACUUACUGUGAAGCAUGGGGGUGGAAACAUCAUGCUUUGGGGCUGUUUUUCUGCAAAGGGACCAGGACGACUGAUCCAUGUAAAGGAAAGAAUGAAUGGGGCCAUGUAUCGUGAAUUUUUAAGUGAAAACCUCCUUCCAUCAGCAAGGGCAUUGAAGAUGAAACGUGGCUGGGUCUUUCAGCAUGACAAACACACCGCCCGGGCAACGAAGGAGUGGCUUCGUAAGAAGCAUUUCAAGGUCCUGGAGUGGCCUAGCCAGUCUCCAGAUCUCAACCCCAUAGAAAAUCUUUGGAGGGAGUUGAAAGUCCGUGUUGCCCAGCGACAGCCCCAAAACAUCACUGCUCUAGAGGAGAUCUGCAUGGAGGAAUGGGCCAAAAUUGGGCCAGCAACAGUGUGUGAAAACCUUGUGAAGACUUACAGAAAACGUUUGACCUGUGUCAUUGCCAACAAAGGGUAUAUAACAAAGUAUUGAGAAACUUUUGUUAUUGACCAAAUACUUAUUUUCCACCAUAAUUUGCAAAUAAAUUCAUAAAAAAUCCUACAAUGUGAUUUUCUGGAAUUUUUUUUCUCAUUUUGUCUGUCAUAGUUGACGUGUACCUAUGAUGAAAAUUACAGGCCUCUCUCAUCUUUUUAAGUGGGAGAACUUGCACAAUUGGUGGCUGACUAAAUACUUUUUUCCCCCACUGUAUAUAUACACACACACACACACACACAGUGGGGAGAACAAGUAUUUGAUACACUGCUGAUUUUGCAGGUUUUCCUACUUACAAAGCAUGUAGAGGUCUGUAAUUUUUAUCAUAGGUACACUUCAACUGUGAGAGACGGAAUCUAAAACAAAAAUCCAGAAAAUCACAUUGUAUGAUUUUUAAGGAAAUAAUUUGCAUUUUAUUGCAUGACAUAAGUAUUUGAUCACCUACCAACCAGUAAGAAUUCCGUCUCUCACAGACCUGUUAGUUUUUCUUUAAGAAGCCCUCCUGUUCUCCACUCAUUACCUGUAUUAACUGCACCUGUUUGAACUCGAUACCUGUCCACACACUCAAUCAAACAGACUCCAACCUCUCCACAAUGGCCAAGAGAGAGCUGUGUAAUGACAUCAGGGAUAAAAUUGUAGACCUGCACAAGGCUGGGAUGGGCUACUGGACAAUAGGCAAGCAGCUUGGUGAGAAGGCAACAACUGUUGGCGCAAUUAUUAGAAAAUGGAAGAAGUUCAAGAUGAUGGUCAAUCACCCUCGGUCUGGGGCUCCAUGCAAGAUCUCACCUCGUGGGGCAUCAAUAAUCAUGACGAAGGUGAGGGAUCAGCCCAGAACUACACGGCAGGACCUGGUCAAUGACCUGAAGAGAGCUGGGACCACAGUCUCAAAGAAAACCAUUAGUAACACAAUACGCCGUCAUGGAUUAAAAUCCUGCAGCGCACGCAAGGUCCCCCUGCUCAAGCCAGCGCAUGUCCAGGCCCGUCUGAAGUUUGCUAAUGACCAUCUGGAUGAUCCAGAGGAGGAAUGGGAGAAGGUCAUGUGGUCUGAUGAGACAAAAAUAUAGCUUUUUGGUCUAAACUCCACUCGCCGUGUUUGGAGGAAGAAGAAGGAUGAGUACAACCCCAAGAACACCAUCCCAACCGUGAAGCAUGGUGGUGGAAACAUCAUUCUUUGGGGAUGCUUUUCUGCAAAGGGGACAGGACGACUGCACCGUAUUGAGGGGAGGAUGGAUGGGGCCAUGUAUCGCGAGAUCUUGGCCAACAACCUCCUUCCCUCAGUAAGAGCAUUGAAGAUGGGUCGUGGCUGGGUCUUCCAGCAAGACAACGACCCGAAAUACACAGCCAGGGCAACUAAGGAGUGGCUCCGUAAGAAGCAUCUCAAGGUCCUGGAGUGGUCUAGCCAGUCUCCAGACCUGAACCCAAUAGAAAAUCUUUGGAGGGAGCUGAAAGUCUGUAUUGCCCAGCGAUAGCUCCGAAACCUGAAAGAUCUGGAGAAGGUCUGUAUGGAGGAGUGGGCCAAAAUCCCUGCUGCAGUGUGUGCAAACCUGGUUAAGACCUACAGGAAACGUAUGAUCUCUGUAAUUGCAAACAAAGGUUUCUGUACCAAAUAUUAAGUUCUGCUUUUCUGAUGUAUCAAAUACUUAUGUCAUGCAAUAAAAUGCAAAUUAAUUACUUAAAAAUCAUACAAUGUGAUUUUCUGGAUUUUUGUUUUAGAUUCUGUCUCUCACAGUUGAAGUGUACCUAUGAUACCAAUUAUAGACCUCUACAUGCUUUGUAAGUAGGAAAACCAGCAAAAUCGGCAGUGUAUCAAAUACUUGUUCUCCCCACUGUAUAUAUCACACAAACAGUAGUUGUGCUGUUUUCUACCAGUAACAUGCGUGCUGUGUAGCUAGUGUUUGUGUGGGUUGGCUACAAUACUUUAUUGUUCAGAAGGAAAUUCCUCUGUCUUUGACUGAUGUCUCUGUGUGUGUUUUUAGCAGUGAAGCCCUCCCUUUAUCCAAGCAUCUCUGCCUUCAAAUCUGACAGCACAGGUGAGUGACCCCUUCCCCAAACCCUUCAUCACCAACUUCACCACCCUCUGUCUAUUGGAACACAAGUCAGUGCUCCUCUUCUCUUCUUACUUGCUGAAAUCAGGGUUAAACCAGGACUCUCCAAACCUGUUCCUGGAGAGCUAUUUACCGUCCUGUAGGUUUUCACUCCAACCCUGUUCCUGGAGAGCUAUUUACCGUCCUGUAGGUAUUCACACCAACCCUGUUCCUGGAGAGCUAUUUACCGUCCUGUAGGUAUUCACUCCAACCCUGUUCCUGGAGAGCUAUUUACCGUCCUGUAGGUUUUCACUCCAACCCUGAUCUAGCGCAAAAACAAAUCCACCAUGCGAAUGUAAGACUAACGUGGUUCUGUGCAGAUUGAAUCAGGUUACUUAGGAUGGAGAAAUCUGUGGUUGUAGUGGUGUACAGUUGAAGUUGGAAGUUUACAUACACCUUAGCCAAAUACAUUUAAACUCAGUUUUUCACAAUUCCUGUCAUUUAAUCCUAGUAAAAAUUCCAUGUCUUAGGUCAGUUAGGAUCACCACUUUAUUUUAAGAAUGUGAAAUGUCAGAAUAACAGUAGAGAGAAUGAUUUAUUUCAGCUUUUAUUUCUUUCAUCACAUUCCCAGUGGGUCAGAAGUUUACAAACACUCAAUUAGUAUUUGGUAGCAUUGCCUUUACAUUGUUUAACUUGGGUCAAACGUUUCAGGUAGCCUUCCACAAGCUUCCCACAAUAAAUUGGGUGAAUUUUGGCCUAUUCCUCCUGACAGAGCUUGUGUAACUGAGUCAGGUUUGUAGGCCUCCUUGCUCGCACACCCUUUUUCAGUUCUGCCCACACAUUUUCUAUAGGAUUGAGGUCAGGGCUUUGUGAUGGCCAUUCCAAUACCUUGACUUUGUUGUCCUUAAGCCAUUUUGCCACAACUUUGGAAGUAUGCUUUGGGUCAUUGUCCAUUUGGAAGACCCAUUUGCGACCAAGCUUUAACAUCCUGACUGAGGUCUUGAGAUGUUGCUUCAAUAUAUCCACAUUAUUUUCCUUCCUCACGAUGCCAUCUAUUUUGUACACCAGUCCCUCCUGCAGCAAAGCACCCCCACAGCAUGAUGCUGCCACCCCCGUGCUUCACGGUUGGGAUGGUGUUCUUCAGCUUGCAAGUUCCCCCUUUUUUCCUCCAAACAUAACGAUGGUCAUUAUGGCCAAACAGUUCUGCUUUUGUUUCAUCAGACCAGAUGACAUUUCUCCAAAAAGUACGAUCUUUGUCCCCAUGUGCAGUUACAAACCGUAGUCUGGCUUUUUUAUGGCGGUUUUGGAGCAGUGGCUUCUUCCUUGCUGAGCGGCCUUUCAGGUUAUGUCGAUAUAGGACUCGUUUUACUGUGGAUAUAGGUACUUUUGUACCUGUUUCCUCCAGCAUCUUCACAAGGUCCUUUGCUGUUGUUCUGGGAUUGAUUUGCACUUUUCGCACCAAAGUACGUUCAUCUCUAAAAGACAGAACGCGUCUCCUUCCUGAGCGGUAUUACGGCUGUGUGGUCCCAUGGUGUUUAUACUUGCGUACUAUUGUUUGUACAGAUGAACGUGGUACCUUCAGGCAUUUGGAAAUUUCUCCCAAGGAUGAACCAGACUUUUGGAGGUCUACAAUUGUUUUUCUGAGGUCUUGGCUGAUUUCUUUUGAUUUUCUCAUGAUGUCAAGCAAAGAGGCACUGAGUUUGUAGGUAGGCUUUAAAAUACAUCCACAGGUACACCUCCAAUUGACUCAAAUGAUGUCAAUUAGCCUAUCAGAAGCUUCUAAAGCCAUGACAUCAUCAUCUAGAAUUUCCCAAGCUGUUUAAAGGCACAGUCAACUUAGUGUAUGUAAACUUCUGACCCACUGGAAUUGUGAUACAGUGAAUUAUAAGUGAAAUAAUCUGUCUGUAAACAAUUGUUGGAGAAAUUACGUGUCAUGCACAAAGUAGAUGUCCUAACCGAAUUGCCAAAACUAUAGUUUUUUUAACAAGAAAUGUGUGGAGUGGUUGAAAAACAACUUUUAAUGACUUCAACCUAAGUGUAUGUAAACUUCCGACUUCAACUGUAUGUAUAUGUAUGUAAUAUAUGGGGGAUUGGAAAUGAUGCAGACAAUUACAUUGAUAUAUAUAAAUUACAAUACAAUACUUUUCUUAUACGGUUUUCAAAACAUCAUGCCAGGGUAAGCCUGUGAAAAAAAGUAUUUAGUCAGCAACCAAUUGUGCAAGUUCUCCCACUUAAAAAGAUGAGAGAGGCCUGUAAUGUUCAUCAUAGGUACACGUCAACUAUGACAGACAAAUUGAGAAAAGAAAAUCCAGAAAAUCACAUUGUAGGAUCUUUUAUGAAUUUAUUUGCAAAUUAUGGUGUGGAAAAUAAGUAUUUGGUCACCUACAAACAAGCAAGAUUUCUGGCUCUCACAGACCUGUAACUUCUUCUUUAAGAGGCUCCUCUGUCCUCCACUCGUUACCUGUAUUAAUGGCACCUGUUUGAACUUGUUAUCAGUAUAAAAGACACCUGUCCACAACCUCAAACAGUCACACUCCAAACUCCACUAUGGCCAAGACCAAACAGCUGUCAAAGGACACCAGAAACAAAAUUGUAGACCUGCACCAGGCUGGGAAGACUGAAUCUGCAAUAGGUAAGCAACUUGGUUUGAAGAAAUCAACUGUGGGAGCAAUUAUUAGGAAAUGGAAGACAUACAAGACCACUGAUAAUCUCCCUCGAUCUGGGGCUCCACGCAAGAUCUCACCCUGUGGGGUCAAAAUGAUCACAAGAACGGUGAGCAAAAAUCCCAGAACCACACGGGGGGACCUAGUGAAUGACCUGCAGAGAGCUGGGUCCAAAGUAACAAAGCCUACCAUCAGUAACACACUACGCCGCCAGGGACUCAAAUCCUGCAGUGCCAGACGUGUCCCCCUGCUUAAGCCAGUACAUGUCCAGGCCCGUCUGAAGUUUGCUAGAGUGCAUUUGGAUGAUCCAGAAGAGGAUUGGGAGAAUGUCAUAUGGUCAGAUGAAACCAAAAUAGAACCUUUUGGUAAAAACUCAACUCGUCGUGUUUGGAGGACAAAGAAUGCUGAGUUGCAUCCGAAGAACACCAUACCUACUGUGAAGCAUGGGGGUGGAAACAUCAUGCUUUGGGGCUGUUUUUCUGCAAAGGGACCAGGACGACUGAUCCGUGUAAAGGAAAGAAUGAAUGGGGCCAUGUAUCGUGAGAUUUUGAGUGAAAACCUCCUUCCAUCAGCAAGGGCAUUGAAGAUGAAACGUGACAAUGAUCCCAAACACACCGCCCGGGCAACGAAGGAGUGGCUUCGUAAGAAGCAUUUCAAGGUCCUGGAGUGGCCUAGCCAGUCUCCAGAUCUCAACCCCAUAGAAAAUCUUUGGAGGGAGUUGAAAGUCUGUGUUGCCCAGCGACAGCCCCAAAACAUCACUGCUCUAGAGGAGAUCUGCAUGGAGCAAUGGGCCAAAAUACCAGCAACAGUGUGUGAAAACCUUGUGAAGACUUACAGAAAACGUUUGACCUGUGUCAUUGCCAACAAAGGGUAUAUAACAAAGUAUUGAGAAACUUUUGUUAUUGACCAAAUACUUAUUUUCCACCAUAAUUUGCAAAUAAAUUCAUUAAAAAUCCUACAAUGUGAUUUUCUGGAAAAAAAAUGCUCAUUUUGUCUGUCAUAGUUGACGUGUACCUAUGAUGAAAAUUACAGGCCUCUCUCAUCUUUUUAAGUUGGAGAACUUGCACAAUUGGUGGCUGACUAAAUACUUUUUUCCCCCACUGUAUGUGUGUGUGGGGGGGGGGUAAUUUUCUCUCUUUCUCUCUCACACAGUCACUCCUACCUCUUUAUCUCUCCUCGCUCGCUCGCUCUCUCCUGUCUCUCUCCUGUCUCUCGCUCUCUCUCUCCUCUCUGUGUCUCUCUGUCUCUCUGUCUCUGUGUCUCUGUCUCUCUCUCUCUCCUGUUUCUGUGUCCCUGUCUCUCUCCUGUUUCUGUGUCCCUGUCUCUCUCCUGUUCUGGUUCUCUCUCUUUGUAUCUCUCUUCCUGUCUCUCUCUCUUCCUCUCUUCUCUGUGUCUGUUCUCUCUCUCUCUCUUUUCUCUCAUUUUUCUAUAUCUAUGUCUCUGUGUCUCUCUAUCUCUGUUCUUCUGUCAUCUCUUCUUCUCUCUUCUGUUUCUAUGAUAUCUCUCUCUGUCUGUCUCUCUCUCUCCUGUCUCUCUCUGUCUCUCUCUCCUGUUUCUGUCUCCUGUCUCUGUGUCCCUGUCUCUCUCUCUCUCUCUUCUUCUGUCUCUCUCUCUCUACUGUCUCUCGUCUCUCUCUCUUUGUCUCUCUCUUCUCCUGUCUUGUCUCUCUCUCUCGUUUCCUUCUCUCCUCUCUCUCUCAUCUCUCUCUAUCUCUUCUCUCUCUCUCUCUCUCUCUCUCUCUCAUCUCUCUCUCUCUCUCUCUCUCUCUCUCUCAAAUUCAAGCUGCUUUAUUGCAUAAAAAAACAUUGCGUCAAUAUUGCCAAAGCAACAAUGUAGACAAUAUACAUUGUAAUAAAAUAAUAAGGAAUAACAAAUAAUAAAAUACAUUUAAAAUGGUAGUUAAUAAUAAAAUAACAACAAUAAAAUGGUAACAGUCAAUAGUAGAAAUAUAAUAAAUAGAAAAGGCUAAACAUGGGAAAUGAAAUUUUAACUGUCAUCCUCACCAUCAAAUCAGUACUACAACUAUCAUCAUCAUUACCACUACCACCAACAUCAUCAUUAAACUGCUAUCAUUACCAUCACGCCUACUACCCGUACCACUAACAUUUAGAAUAAUAAUCGCAACAAUAGUAAUAACAAUAAGUAAAUUACUGCUUACUAUGCAGAUGUUAUUAUUCAGUGUCCCUCGGGCUAUGGUAGGCAAAUACAUAUUUGGCUGCAAGAUGAGCCGUUGCUCCUUCGUCCAUGACUAUUUUUUGUUUUUCCUCUGGGUUUAAUAAGUUAAAAUGUGGAAUAAAUGUAGUAAUUUCUGUGAAUAAUGAAUUUCUUGGUGAGGAAUAUUUAUGACAGUAAAGGACAAAGAGCAUCUCUGUUUCUACCUCCCCUGUCGUGCAGUGACCACAUACACGCUCCUCUUUGGGUAGCCGUAGUGUAUCUCUGUUUCUACCUCCCCUGUCGUGCAGUGACCACAUACACGCUCCUCUUUGGGUAGCCAUGUUUAUUUUAUGUCUGCCGGUUUCCAUAGCCAAUUGGUGGUCACUCAGCCUGUACUUGGUAAGGAUCUGUCUCUGCUUCGUAUCUCUGACAGAGUAGAGAUAAUCAUCCUAUUCAUAUUCUCUGUUCAGAGCCAGAUAGCAAUUUAGUCGGCUUUGGGGUUUUUGUUUCAUUUUUCCAAUGUUGGAAUUAUGAGUCCUUUUGAUUGGUUCAUGAUUUUGUUUAUUUGAAUUGUUUCUUUUGAAGCAGUGCUGGUGUCAGCUUGGUUGGUUAGGUCCAACACCAGCUGACUGAGAGGGCUCGUUUCUGGGCUCAGCUCUUGGGUUUGAAGUGCUUUAAAUUGGAGACUUGAAUUUGGACUUGAAUUUAGGUGUAGCCAAAAUUUUAAUGAUAUUUUUUGUGCUUUCAUUACCACUGGAAAGCGGCCCAAUUCUGCCCUACAUGCAUUAGUUGGUGUAUUUCUUUGGACUUGUAGAAUUUUCAGACAGAAUGUAUGUCUCUGUCUCUCUCUGUGUGUGUCUGUCUCUCUGUCUCUCUCUGUGUGUGUCUGUCUGUCUCUGUCUGUGUGUGUCUGUCUGUCUGUCUCUCUGUCUCUGUGUCUGUCUCUGUCUGUCUCUGUCUGUCUCUGUGUCUGUCUCUGUCUCUCUCUCUCUGUCUGUCUCUCUCUCUCUCUCUCUCUCUCUCUCUCUCUCUCUCUCUCUGUCUCUGUCUCUCUCUCUCUGUCUGUCUCUGUCUGUCUCUCUCUCUCUCUCUGUCUCUCUCUCUCUCUCUCUCUCUCUGUGUUUCUCUCUCUCUCUCUCUCUCUGUGUUUCUCUCGUCUCUGUCUCUCUCUGCCAGGGCUCCAUUACUCCUUCUAAUGUGUGUGGUAGUCUUGGGCUGUGCCCCAUUUACUGUAUGGCUCUCUGUCUCUGUCUCUCUCUCUCUCUCUCUCUGUGUUUCUCUCGUCUCUGUCUCUGGUGUGAUUAACACACACACCUAGGUGUUUGAUCAGCCUUCAGUGGUUCAGUGACAAGGGGAAUGCUUUCAUUUACACAGUGGCCGACCACCAUGCCAAAACACACACCACUGUCGACACCGCACGAGAUAAAAGUGUGUGUGUGUGUGUGUUCUCGCUGCAGGUGAAGUAUGACGUGAUGGUAGAGAUUGUGUGUGUGUCUAGGUGAUGUAUUAAACUGUGACCUCAAGUCCAGCCAAAAUAAACAUACUGGCUUCUCAAUGCACCUUGGGUAAUAAGACCAGCUAGCUGUGUGUGUGCAGAGCAGUCACACAACCUCCCAAGUAGCAUUCUCUCUCUCUUUAUCUCUCUCUAUCGCUCUCUUUCUCUCUUCCUCUCUGUUUCUUCCUCGCUCUUCCUCUCUCUUCCUCUCUCUUGUGAAAUAAACAAACAAAAGUGAGAAGACAAAAAUCAACAAAAAACUACAGUAUUAUAAUUUAACAGUUGAUAGAGACAUUUCAAGUGUUAUAUUAUCAGCUAUGUACAGUGUUUUAGCAAUGUGCAAAUAGUUGUAAUAUGAAUAGUAGGGGAAGAUAAAUAAACAGAUAAAUAUUGGUGGUAUUUACAAUGUUUGUGCUCCACUGUUUGCCCUUUUCUCAUGGCAACGGGCCACAAAUCUUGCUGCUGUGAUGGCAGACUGCAGUAUUUCGCCUAACAGAUAUGGGAGUUUAUCAAUGUUGGAUUUGUUUUCAAAUUCUUUGUGGGUCUGUGUGAUCUGUGGGUAAAUGUGUCUCUCUAAUGUGGUCAUACAUUUGGCAGGAGGUUAGGAAGUGCAGCUCAGUUUCCACCUCAUUUUGUGGGCAGUGUGCACAUAGCCUGUCUUCUCUUGAGAGCCAGGUCUGCCUACGGCGGCCUCUCUCAAUAGCAAGGCUAUGAUCACUGAGUCUGUACAUAGUCAAAGCUUUCCUUAAGUUUGGGUCAGUCACAGUGGUCAGGUAUUCUGCCACUGUGUACUCUCUGUUUUAGGGCCAAAUAGCAUUCCAGUUUGCUCUGUUUUUUGGUUGAUUCUUUCCAGUGUGUCAAAUAGUUAUCUUUUUGCUUUUUCAUGAUUUGGUUGGGUCUAAUUGUGUUGCUGUCCUGGGGCUCUGUGGGGUCUGUUUGUGUUUGUGAACAGAGCCCCAGAACCAGCUGGCUGAGGGGACUCUUCUCUAGGUUAAUCUCUCUAUGGGUGAGGGCUUUGUGGGGGAAUAUGUGGGCAUCACUUCCUUUUAGGUGGUUGUAGAAUUUAACAGCUGUUUUCUGGAUUUUGAUAACUAGUGGGUAUAGUCCUAAUUCUGCUCUGCAUACAUUGUUUGGGGUUUUGUGUUGUACACAAAGUAUAUUUUUCUGAAUUCUACAUGCAGAUUCUUAAUUGGGUGUUUGUCCAAUUUGGUGAAUUAUUGGUUGGUGAGUGGACCCCAGACCUCACAACCAUAGAGGGCAAUGUGUCCUAUAACUGAUUUGAAGUAUCUUUCUGUCUGUCUCUCUCGGUCUCUCUCUGUCUCUCUCUCUGUCUCUCUCUGUCUCUCUCUGUCUCUGAGCUGGUAUUGCCCUCUGGUGGUGAGACACUCACUGUUACUGACAGACAGUGAUUGUCUGUUGUAUUUCUGUUUCAGGAUCCUAUAGGAGAAGUCCAAGUAGCACAAGGACAGUCCAGAACGAUUACGGUAUUUAUUAUUAUUAUUAUUAUUAUUAGGAUCCCUGUGGUCCGACACAACGAAAAAGACAUUACAGACAAAAAUGCUUUACAAUUUACAUGUAAAGACAAUUUACAAGUAGACAUUAGACAGUUAAAAUACCUGAAAGGUAACGUUUAAUGUAUGUGGCUGAAACCGUUCAAUCGUAUCCGUUACAUGCUCACAAGUCUGCCUCAUUGUAUCUGCAACAUUCACUCAAUACAGGUUGAUUGAGAACGUUGCAUGUAAUGACUUGAUGUGCAUUCAUCAAGGCCUACUGUUCACCUACAUUAUUCAACAAGGCCUACUGUUCACCUACAUUAUUCAACAAGGCCUACUGUUCACCUACAUUAUUCAACAAGGCCUACUGUUCACCUACAUUAUUCAACAAGGCCUACUGUUCACCUACAUUAUUCAACAAGGCAUGUUGUUCACCUACAUUAUUCAACAAGGCAUGUUGUUCACCUACAUUAUUCAACAAGGCCUGUUUUUCACCUACAUUAUUCAUCUAGGCCUACUGUUCACCUACAUUAUUCAACAAGGCAUGUUGUUCACCUACAUUAUUCAACAAGGCAUGUUGUUCACCUACAUUAUUCAACAAGGCAUGUUGUUCACCUACAUUAUUCAACAAGGCCUGUUGUUCACCUACAUUAUUCAUCAAGGCCUGUUGUUCACCUACAUUAUUCAUCAAGGCCUGUUGUUCACCUACAUUAUUCAUCAAGGCCUGUUGUUCACCUACAUUAUUCAACAAGGCCUGUUGUUCACCAACAUUAUUCAUCUAGGCCUGUUAUUCACCAAAUUUAUUAAUCAAGGCCUGUUGUUCACCUAGAUUGUUCACUGAAUACACCUGUGAUCAUGUGACUGUUCCUAGGUGGGGUGGGGCCGUGGGACGCAGGGCCUGAAGUCGUCACGGCGAUACACCCGUUCACAGGGCAACAGCCUGGCGACCUGAGCUUCAACCCUGGCGACCGCAUCACAGUGGUUACCAAGACAGAGUCACAGUAUGACUGGUGGGAGGGAACGCUAAACGGACGGACCGGAAUCUUCCCCGCUAACUUCGUCUCCUGCCCCUGA